ACACAUCUGAAUCGCUUUGAGGCAAAAUAAUAACCGAGGUUGCAAUUUUGCUACCCCUGUCUUCAUAGUGGACCUUCACUAACCUGGAACAUGGUUUCUAAGGUAGAUAUGUGAAAAAUGAAUGUAGAGACCUGCCACAUAAGAGAGCUGUUGGUAUGACAUGAAGAGACUGGCAAAGAUACCUUUUCUUAUCUCUGCACCAAAGAAAACAAAAAGCUGCUUACUUAACAAUUUUGUCUAUGGUUGACAUGACAGUAGCAUUCAGCUGCGUGCUCAGUGAAACACAUAUCCAAGAAAAGGUAGUCUGCAGGAAAACUGGAGGAAGACUUAUGCUUAGAGUCCUUGCUCUGCAAACUUCUACAGGGGCUGGAAGAGGAUCAAUGAGGCUGAAACUCAGAAGGGAGGAAGACUGAUGCUAAAAGAGCACGUGACCCAGUGACAUUGUAAAAGAUCUGCUACAUUGGUGAGAUUAAUCAGCAAAGUACUUGUGUCCUUGAGGGAGAAAUGAAGACAGAAGAAUUGGAAAACUUAUGGGUAUUAAUUUGAAGAGGAGAAAGGUAGUGAGCUGAUCAUAUAGACAGACAGUGAUCAUGACUAUAGGUUAACCCUUCAAUCACUAUAGUGCAUUGAGUUGCUACAGUAAAGUACUCCUCUCAAAAGCUUUUCUCCUUACCCUUAUUUUCCCUUUACAAACUGGUCUCCCUCUCACCUACUCUCACUUUACAUCUUCUGCAUUUGAUCACUUUGCUCUGCCCACCUAGAAAUAUAUCCCCUUCCAUUCUUGGUUUAUUUAAUACUGAAUCAUCCACCAAAAUGUGGCACAAAUCCCACUUCUUCUAAGAAACCCUCCUGGCCCUAUCCAUGGGACUUCAUCUCCAUCCUCUGAUCUAUUACAGAACUCAAUCUCCAUAUAACUGCCUUGGUAUUUUUUUUUUCAAAAUUUACCUUUGGUAUCCCACUUUUUUCAUGUGUCUUUGUGUCCCUACCUAGACUCUGGCAUACUGCAGGGUAGAGACUUUAUCUUUCGCCUGUGGACUGACAAAUGCACCGAGUACUGGUCUAGGAUGAGAGUUGGUAAAAGACCAUUUAUAAAGACACAGACAAUGUCAGCAACUGACAGAAAUAGACAUAUUUGAGAUAAGCAGAGAGGGGAAUAAAAAGAACAGAGAUUGGGGGUGGGAUGGAGAAGAGGAAGCAACAGAGAAAGUGUUUUUUUAGAGCCAGUUACAAGUAAUAAGGCUAGUGUCAGCUUCACACUAACUUGUUUACUGGCCUCCACUGAUAGUGAGAAGAGCCACAAUAGAGCUGAACAAAUAGGGAGAAUAAACAAGCUUGAAACAUGCCCUACUUGGGAGGCAGCUUAAUUACACAAACUGAAGUUUUGAAGCAAAUAGAGGAUCCUCCAAGACUCCAGGGGCUCUGCUCUGCCAAGAGAAAGAAAGCACCUUAUCCCUGGGCAGAGAAUUUCAUUCCAGAGGAGGGGGAGGGGCUGCUGUUGGUGGCUUUUGCAGUGGGUGGAGAUAGAGUAGAGAAGGCUUGCAGGGGUGGGCUGGCAGAGGGGAAGGGCCAACAAUGAAGUUACAGAUGGAUGAGUGGGUUUCUGCCACAAAAUCAGAUCAAGGAGAGGGAGGUGAAGAGGAAAAUAUAGGGAGGAAAAAAAAAGAAUUGUGAGUGACCAAGGCAGUAAACCUGUAGAAAAUUAGAAAAGAAAAUCUUGCCAUGGGGGAGGUGGGCGGAGAUAUACAGUUGCAGAUAACUCUCUAUUAUAAAUAGAUUGCAUCUGUGCUAUUUAUUUUGUAUUUUAGCAAAUCUCUGAAAUUUUCAUGGUAAUGAAACUUACGGCGAGGCAGUUACUUGAGAAGUGUAGACCCUCCUUUUGCUACAGAACACUCCCUAGUCCUUGGAAGGUGGGUGUCAGAGCUCUGGGACCCUAGUACAUCUCUAUCUGAGGGCACUUAUCUGGCUUAAGUGAGUGUAGUAUUAAAUUUUACUUUAUAUUUUUGUGAUGGUGGGAGAUUGAAUUUUGCACAGUGUGAUAGGAAUAUUUUUAUGGUACCUUUCAUUUUUGCCUUUUCCUUGCCCCCUACUUAUUAUUAUCAAUAUUGUUGUAAUUAUUUUAAACAAGUAGGAGCGAACAUGGUAUGCAUAAUUGAAACACUCCUCCUUGUUUGAAAUGUUGUCUCCUCCUCUGCAGUCCUGCGGCAAAGACAGGCACACAGGCUUUCUCUGUGGAUUAAUUGGUCAGGAAAGACACUUUUUAUAUUGUCAAGUGGCACUUAAGCCAUUAAUUCUUGACUGUGAAACUGCUUUUCCUGGGCAAUGCUCUUUAAGGAAAAACUUAUUCAGUCCAGUGACUGGUGACUAAGGGAACGAUGGAGCACAGGGAAUUGGGCGGGAUCUAGACUCCUAAUAAUGCCUCCUUAGCCAAUGAAAAGCAUUUCCUAUUGAGACCCCCAAGAGUUCCCCUGGCCGUCGGCUCCAGCUCGGACUUCAGGCCUUUUUGUGUCCUGUUUGCUAAAGGCAUGCGGGCUACAGCAUUCAAGAGAGGGAGUCGUUAACAAAGGGAAAGAGAUAAAUGUAAAUAAGCUCACAUUUACAGAAUGAGCGGUUUGCAGUAAAAAGCUGCGGCAGCCCAGAGUCUGCUACUUUAGGCUGGGCUAACCUUUCCCUGUAAAAAAAAAAAAAAAAAAAAAAAAAAAAAAAAAAAAAUGGAUAAAAAUAUGCACUUCCAAAGGGCGAGUUGCCCAUUUACAUGUUUAUUAGCUAAUUAUCUACAGGCAUCAGCACAUUCUCUCAUCUAGCACACUCUUUCUUGGGGAAGACAGAUUUCUGGAGGAGUGUGAAAAUCAACUCUCCUUAAUAUUAAGGACCCUGCCCAAUGGUAACAGUUGUUGCCAAGAAAAGAAAAAAAGAAAAAAAAAAAAAGACCCAAUUACCCAUUGGAGGAAAUCUCUAACUACAGUGCCUCCAGGAAGCUCAUUGGUUAUUCCAGUCUUAGAUAAAAUUGGUGCCAGGAUUUGGUUCGAACUAAUGUGGAGGAAAAUAUUUCCUACCGGUCCAUAGUGUCAGAGUGGUGAACCCCUGCAGCCAGCAGGCCUCCUGAAAAAAAAGUCCAUGGGUGACAGAAGAUUCAUUGACUUCCAAUUCCAAGAUUCAAAUUCAAGCCUCAGACCCAGGUUGGGCAAUGCUACUGCCAAUAAUACUUGCAUUGUUGAUGAUUCCUUCAAGUAUAAUCUCAAUGGUGCUGUCUACAGUGUUGUAUUCAUCUUGGGUCUGAUAACCAACAGUGUCUCUCUGUUUGUCUUCUGUUUCCGCAUGAAAAUGAGAAGUGAGACUGCUAUUUUUAUCACCAAUCUAGCUGUCUCUGAUUUGCUUUUUGUCUGUACACUACCUUUUAAAAUAUUUUACAACUUCAACCGCCACUGGCCUUUUGGUGACACCCUCUGCAAGAUCUCUGGAACUGCAUUCCUUACCAACAUCUAUGGGAGCAUGCUCUUUCUCACCUGUAUUAGUGUGGAUCGUUUCCUGGCCAUUGUCUAUCCUUUUCGAUCUCGUACUAUUAGGACUAGGAAGAAUUCUGCCAUUGUGUGUGCUGGUGUCUGGAUCCUAGUCCUCAGUGGCGGUAUUUCAGCCUCUUUGUUUUCCACCACUAAUGUCAACAAUGCAACCACCACCUGCUUUGAAGGCUUCUCCAAACGUGUCUGGAAGACUUAUUUAUCCAAGAUCACAAUAUUUAUUGAAGUUGUUGGGUUUAUCAUUCCUCUAAUAUUGAAUGUCUCUUGCUCUUCUGUGGUGCUGAGAACUCUUCGCAAGCCUGCUACUCUGUCUCAAAUUGGGACCAAUAAGAAAAAAGUACUGAAAAUGAUCACAGUACAUAUGGCAGUCUUUGUGGUAUGCUUUGUACCCUACAACUCUGUCCUCUUCUUGUAUGCCCUGGUGCGCUCCCAAGCUAUUACUAAUUGCUUUUUGGAAAGAUUUGCAAAGAUCAUGUACCCAAUCACCUUGUGCCUUGCAACUCUGAACUGUUGUUUUGACCCUUUCAUCUAUUACUUCACCCUUGAGUCCUUUCAGAAGUCCUUCUACAUCAAUGCCCACAUCAGAAUGGAGUCCCUGUUUAAGACUGAAACACCUUUGACCACAAAGCCUUCCCUUCCAGCUAUUCAAGAGGAAGUGAGUGAUCAAACAACAAAUAAUGGUGGUGAAUUAAUGCUAGAAUCCACCUUUUAGGUAUGAGAAAUGUGUUCAGGUCCAGAUAUGGUUUCUCCUAUAAUUUUUCCUAUGCUAUAGACUAAAGAUUUGAAGCUAAUGAUACUGAGAAUAAUGCACCAAAUCCAGUGAGAUACAUUUGUUUGAAGGUAUACUGUAGAGUUUUUAUUGCUGUUUUGUUCAGUAAUUAUAGGUCAAAUCUAAUUACAACAACCAAGAUGGAUUGCCAAACUCUUCUGCUUGGUUGGAAUUUCAUUGUAUCGCAUUAUCCAGGUGGCCAGUGGCAUUUGAUAAUAUACAGAUGACUUUGAAACUUUCAAAGAGGUAUUUCUAUUCCAAUGAUAUUUGGUAAUUAGGUUGGGCCUAUAAAUAUAGAACAAAUUCAGGGAUUUUUAAAAAAUUGUGUUACUACUGAUAUAUGCUAGUUUUAUUUUAUUUUUUUGAAUUGUCAUUGAGUUUAUUUUAGCACAAGAAUAUUUUUAGCCUAACAUUAUUAAUAAGAAAUGUGUCAAAUUUUUAACAUUGGUAAAAUACGUUAUGUGCAUUUUGAAAACAGAAAACAAAUUGCAUUGGCAUGUACGUGGGUGGGAAGAAAAAGAAAAUUAACGGGAUUUACACAAUUAUAAUCACCAGCAGUGUGAGUUUAAAAAACUUCGUUGUUUUCACACCAAAUUAAAAUUUUCAUGUCAAACUUCAAAGCCAGAAAGCUGCUAAAUACGUGUCUGGCAGGUAAAAGCUGGAAAAUUACUUAAAACAGGAAAGUGUCAAUAAAAAAACUUGAGCAACACCAACAUAUUUUUUCUUAAAAUGUCACGUUAUCUUCAUUUUGGGAAACUAGGUUCUAUAAAAUAUUUAUCCUCCCUGUUAUACUUUGGAGCACAGCACAGCCAGAAAGGGGCUGCAUUUGUGCCCAGGUCAGGAGCAAAUUGAAAAAAAAAAUAAAGUAAUACAAAAAAAUCAAACUAUAAAGCAAAAACAUUUAUUAAAACCUGAAUUAAUCCUUUUUGGAGGGAGGAGUAGAGAUAUAUAACCUGAAAAUACUUAUUCUUUCUUAUCGAAUUUUGGAGCCUAAUAUAGCCAGGAGCUGCUGAAUUUGUGCCCCUGGAUUGGAAGCAAAUAAAAAAAAAAACAACACAUAAA
Pan troglodytes (chimpanzee) is the source of this 5346-nucleotide messenger RNA. It is a transcript of the gene LPAR4, whose product is annotated as lysophosphatidic acid receptor 4. The coding region runs from base 3115 to 4227 and encodes 370 amino acids. The transcript has 8 exons. Gene Ontology annotation, biological process: positive regulation of Rho protein signal transduction; phospholipase C-activating G protein-coupled receptor signaling pathway. Gene Ontology annotation, cellular component: plasma membrane. The record is from RefSeq and is a predicted model, not a curated record. Gene Ontology annotation, molecular function: lysophosphatidic acid receptor activity. Lineage: Eukaryota; Metazoa; Chordata; Mammalia; Primates; Hominidae.